GAGAGAGAGCGCGCGCGCCCGUUGCUCUUAUUAUGGAUUGUGCACGCGCUCUCUCUCUCUUGUCGUCUCAGCUCGACUCGAACUGCGCAACUUAGCGACAGAUUCCGCGCGCGCUCGGACCGAUCAAUACUUCCGACGGAGAAAAUGCUGCAGGCAGAGUUUGAGAAGAUUGCAACGGAUAUAAAACAGCUGAAGACCAGGCCAUCCGACCAGGAGUUACUAGACCUGUAUGGCCUCUACAAGCAAGCUACUGUUGGGGACAUUAACAUUGAUGCACCUGGAAUGAUGGAUAGGAAAGGAAAAGCUAAAUGGGAUGCUUGGAAUUCCAGGAAAGGAAUAUCUACCGAUGAUGCCAUGACUGCAUACAUCGGGAUUGCCAAGGAACUCAUCAAUAAAUAUGGAAUGUGAUCAGUUUUUAUGCUUGGAAUAGAAUAACGCAUGAACCCAAAAACUGUGAAUGUGAUAAUUGCACACAUAGAUUUAAAUAGUUAAGCCUGGUAUUGGUGUCACUAAUGUCACACUGUAUUAGUCCCUUAAAGAGCAAGGAAUAAUGCUAUUGUUUUUGCAUACUACAUAAAAUAAGUUGUACAUUUAAAAAAUUGUUGUGAUUUGUGUUAUUUCUUUGAAUGAUAAUAAAACUUUUCAUACAGAGACA
Messenger RNA from Silurus meridionalis, 655 nucleotides. It is a transcript of the gene acbd7, whose product is annotated as acyl-CoA binding domain containing 7. NCBI's taxonomy places the organism in Eukaryota, Metazoa, Chordata, Actinopteri, Siluriformes, Siluridae. The coding region runs from base 145 to 408 and encodes 87 amino acids. Gene Ontology annotation, biological process: fatty acid metabolic process. The transcript has 4 exons. Gene Ontology annotation, molecular function: fatty-acyl-CoA binding. The record is from RefSeq and is a predicted model, not a curated record.